This is a messenger RNA of Bolinopsis microptera, 1384 nucleotides long. Its product is annotated as stress-induced-phosphoprotein 1-like. The transcript has 10 exons. Lineage: Eukaryota; Metazoa; Ctenophora; Tentaculata; Lobata; Bolinopsidae. Bases 33 to 995 code for a protein of 320 amino acids. The record is from RefSeq and is a predicted model, not a curated record. Gene Ontology annotation, molecular function: Hsp90 protein binding.
AAAUCUAUUACAUUUAUUGAGGUUAUAUUGUGAUGGCAACCCCUGCUCUAAAAGCCAAAGAUCUUGGUAACAAAGCCUAUAAAGCCAAACAGUUUGAUGUUGCUAUCCAGCACUAUAACGAGGCUAUAGCCCUUGACCCCACUGAUAUUACUUUCUACAAUAACAAAGGAGCUGUUAACUUCGAGAAGGGGGACCAUGACGCUGUCAUCGAAGUGUGCCUAAAAGCAGUGGAUGUUGGAAGGGAGAAUGAGUCAGACUACAAACACAUUGCAAAGGCCCUGUCAAGAGUUGGUAAAGCAUACAUGAAGAAGGAGGAUCUGGACAAAGCAAUGUACUAUUACGACAAGGCUAUCACCGAGCACAGAGACCCUAACAUACUUAAAGAGAGAUCAGACGUUUUAAAAUUGGUGAAAGAAAAGGAAAAGCUGGCUUACAUUAGCCCUGAGAAAUCUCAAGCAGAGAAAGCGAAAGGAAACGAUGUAUUCAAACAAGGAAAGUACGCUGAAGCACUUCAAUUUUACAACGAAGCAAUUAAAAGAAAUCCAACUGACCACGUGCCGUAUAGUAACCGGGCUGCUUGUUAUACCAAACUUAUGGAAUUUGGACUUGCGAUGCAGGACUGUGACAAAUGUAUCGAACUCAACCCCAUGUUCGUUAAGGGAUACCUGAGGAAAGCGGCAGUGCUUAAAAUUGAUAAGCCACAGGAGGCCAAAGCUGUGUACGAAAAAGCGCUUGAAAUCGACCCAAAUAACGCUGAGGCAAAACAGGGAAUCCACCACUGUUCACAAUCCCUCAGAAAUCUGAAACCAGAGGACAGGGCUAAACUCGCCAUGAACGAUCCUGAGAUCCAGCAAAUCUUACAAGACCCGUCCAUGCAAGUCAUCUUAGAACAAAUGCAGAAAGACCCAGCUGCAGCCCAGGAGCAUUUGAAAAACGCAGAUGUCCGGGACAAGUUCAUGAAACUCGUGGAAAGCGGCGUCGUUCAAGUUCGAUAGACCUUAUGACGUCACAUUUCGGUUACGUCAUCACAUUUUUAUGACGUUAUCACAACCUUCAGCUGACUCAGAUGGACAAACUGUUUUACAUUUUAGUGGUGUAUGUUUUUAGGUAAUCCUGGCUUUCAAAGCAAUUUGCACACAACACAUUUAUAUGUAUGUGUUCUUUAGAACCGAUAAAACUUCUUUCCAAUAUGUUUAGGUAUGUCGGAUAUCGGGACAAAAUUUUCAGCCAAAGGGUUUAUGCAGUUUCUCGUUUUACUUUAGGGCCCUAUUGCAUAUAGGGGGCGUUUGAUCUCUAGUCAAAACUACAAGGUUUACAGCUCAGUUUCUUGUUUUAUAAACAAUGCUUAAGUUAAUAUAACCUUAAUUUGUUUUGAUAUUUGCUA